Lathyrus oleraceus (garden pea) is the source of this 1311-nucleotide messenger RNA. RefSeq lists its product as uncharacterized. NCBI's taxonomy places the organism in Eukaryota, Viridiplantae, Streptophyta, Magnoliopsida, Fabales, Fabaceae. The coding region runs from base 1 to 1311 and encodes 436 amino acids. The transcript has 3 exons. The record is from RefSeq and is a predicted model, not a curated record.
AUGAAUCCCGAGAGGAAGAGCAUCCAUAAUUACAAGUUUGUGGAACCUCCAUUGGCUGUGUUGAGAGGACUUGGGGCACGUUUAGACCUGACUCACAAAGACGCCUUCAAGGAAAAGUAUGGUAACCUACUGGGAGUUCUGAAUACCGAGGUAAACGUCACCGCUGUUCACACCUUGGUACAGUUCUACGAUCCACCACUAAGGUUCUUUACUUUCCAAGACUAUCAGCUAGCGCCGACACUGGAAGAGUAUUCUCAUAUUUUGGGUAUCAGGAUAAAGAACCAGGGUGGAAUCCAUGGUUUCACCUCUAAGCUUCUCGUAGACAAAGCUAUCACUUUCGCUGAAGCUGGAAGAUGGACGACCUUCAACGCCCAUCUAGCUUUACUCAUCUAUGGGAAUAUGUUGUUUCCGAAUAUGGAAGAGUUCAUAGACUUGGCUGCUAUUCACAUCUUCUUGACUCAGAACCCGAUUCCUACUCUUCUUGCUGAUACUUACUAUUCCAUUCACGUAAGGACCCAGAAGAAGAAAGGGACUAUCGUCUAUUGCACCCCUUUACUGUAUAGAUGGUUUAUUUCGCAUCUACCCAGUGAAGGUCCUUUCGUUGAGAAUAAAGAUAAUCUGAAGUGGUCCCAGAGGAUCAUGUCCUUAAAAGCCGAAGACAUCCCUUGGUAUUCUCGAGUGUAUGAUGGCGUCAAGCUCAUCCUCAAUUGUGGGGAUUUUCCUAAUGUGCCUCUUCUUGGAGUUGAAGAGCCAGAGUUGAUCAAGAAGAUUGUCAAAGCUUGGGGGUGGAUUUGUCCUCAAGGAAGAGGAGAGAUGGGUAAGAAGAAUUGUAUCACCAAGGAAGCUUACACCAGUUGGGUCAAGAGCAGAGUUAGUGAGGUCUUAUUGCCGUUUCCGCUUGAACCAUCCAUGAACCUCCAAUCUUCCGAGCUAGAGAACCAACCAAAUCCUGAUAUGGAUGAAUUGAAGAAGGUUAUCAAGACCCUAGAGAAAGAGAAUGCCGAUCUCAAAUCCAAGCUUGCUAAAAUCUCAUUGGAGAAAGAGACCUUGAAAUUCAAUCUGAAUCAGAAGAGGGACCGAGUUCGCCAAGCUGAUGAUGAGGUACAAACCGAGGUUUUCAAAAGACUCAAAGUGGGUGACACCCUCAAAGGGACUUAUGCCUGUCUGACGACCAAAAAGAAGCAGUUAGCUGAAGCCCAAUACCGAGCUGGUAAAGCAGAAUUAGAACACAUGGAGCAAAUGAAGAAACUUCAAAGCCUGCUAGAAGCUUGUAAGAAGGAGUUGAAGGAUGAAAGAAGCCGCAAUAAAUAG